Messenger RNA from Meloidogyne enterolobii, 1656 nucleotides. Lineage: Eukaryota; Metazoa; Nematoda; Chromadorea; Rhabditida; Meloidogynidae. The record is from the annotation of a GenBank genome assembly.
AUGUCCAAUUUGUAUAAACGAUUUGCUUGUUUUUUUUGGUCGUUUGGCCGAGAUUUACAUUACGACGCAUUCCGAUAUCUCGUACCGCCAUGUUCACUUUUAUGGCCAGCAAUGGAAUGGAUAAUUCAAUGUGCCGCAUAUCGAGCUGUUAUAUAUGAAGAUUUACAUCCAUUGUGGGAAUAUUGUAAAAGAGUAGAUAAACGCCCAAUAGUCUUAAUUCCUCUAAUAAAUGCUUUGCCUCGUCUCUAUUUUGGUGAAUAUUCUUUGGAAGUUUGCAAAAUUGUAGUUUCUUCCGAAAUUGUAACAGGAGAAGAAUUAUGUGCUCUAGGCUCUAGAUUACUCGAAAUUGAUGUUCCUCGAGCUGCAAAGAAGCCGAUAUUGCGGUCAUCGUGGAAGUGUGUUCUCCGAUUAGGUUCAACGAAAGAAUAUUUGUCUUGUUGUGAUUAUUGGUGUCAAUUUGUUGUGCGACAUUUUACUAAAAAUGAACUUGAAGUUAUUCUUGAAAGUAUUUUUAGAAAAUUGCAGCAUGACAAGUAUGAAGUCCAUUUUGUUCAAUUACUCUCAAUUUGGUCAAACAUAUUUAAUCAAUCUAUUCAAAUUAAACCUUUACUUGAAUUGGAAAUUUUUUCAAAAUUCUUUGUAAUAUUUCGUGCUGCUCCAGCGUCAUUAAGAAUUGAAGCAGCCAAAGUUGUUUUGAAUGGAAUUGUGAAAAGGCAUUUAAUUGGGGAAUUUAAAAAUGUCAGUGAUGCUUAUCAGAUUUUUUCUGUUUGUCAACUUUUACAUGAUUCCUUGGAACUUAGCGCUCCUUUAGAACAAAUUAUAGAAAAUACAAAAUUAAUUUGUUUUGCAUUGGAUAGAAUAUCUUUACAAGUUGAAGACGAUCCAGAACAAUGUUUAAAUUUUUUGGUUGAUUGUAGAGCUAAUUUUCCAAAUUGGGAUUUAAUUCAACGUUGGACUAUUAAACAAGUGCAAUCAUUAACGUUGAAUAUUACAAGAAAAGUGAAGUUUUCGUCUUCUAGAGCGGCAUUUUUACAAGGAUGUUUGGCUAAUUUAUUUGUUAGCAUUCCAUCUUUGUCUGACCCUCUAGAUCGUAUUGAACUUUCUAUUCAAUCUGCUCAUAUUGCUUUGGUUGCUUUAGAUUUUAUUCACGUAGUUGCUUUUCUCAAUUUUUCAUUGGAACAAUUUACUCAUAUUCAAUCUUGUUCAUUUUUUGGUUCAAAAUUUUUACAAAUUGUAGCUCAAUUUCUUUCACUUUUAUUAAUUAUUCCGGAAAUGGAGGAUUAUGAAGAUGAAGAGGAAAAUAAUGAUGUUGAAAGCCGAGUAAUUCCUUUUAAAUAUUUUGAUUCUUUUCUGCAUUGGUUGAUUAGUUUUCAAUUCCAAGAAGAAGACUUUUCUUCAAAAAAUAUUUCAACAACAACUUUCCAUUCUAAUCGAAUUAUUUUAUUAAAUAAAUGUUUACAAUUUUUAUUUAUUUUAAAAACCCAACAACAGACAACACAAAAUAUUAAUAAUUUAAUUUCUAAUAAUAUUCAAAAGAUUGUUGAUUUAAUUGGAAAUGAAUUUGUUGGAAAGGAAAAUUUAAUGGACAAUGGUAUUUUUUUAAAUUUAGAUUUGCGGAGGUCAAUGUCCGCAACUUCUGUCUGCAAAAAAUUCUAA